AUGUCAGACGGCAAUAAGAGCUCCUGCUGCAAGGGAAAUGAACUCCCAGGAGAUCCACGAACAUUGAAGAGUCGAGUCCUCGAGACCGGAGCUUCAUUGAUCCAAGACUUCACGCCAGUGAAACAGAUCUGCGCCCAUCUCAAUGCAUUCCAUGUUUACGCCAACGAUCCAACCCGAUGCGUCGAGGCCAAUCACUAUUGUACUCAUUUAACAGAGGAUAUUCGCCAAUGCCUAAUCUACGACUCACCCGAGAAAAACGCACGCUUCAUCGGCGUUGAAUACAUGGUCUCGCCGCGGAUUUUCGCGACUCUUCCCGCUGAAGAGCGUAAGCUGUGGCACACGCACGAAUUCGAGGUCAAGAGCGGUAUGCUGGCCAUGCCAGCACCGGCUGGGGUGCCCGAUGCUGUAUGGGAAGCUGCGGAGACGGCAGAAAUGCACGAUGUUGCGCCUGUCUAUGGUAAGAUUUAUCAUUUCUGGCAGGUUGACCGUGGAGACCCUGUGCCUAUGGGGGAGCCGCAGUUGAUGGGUAGCUUUCCAUCGGAGGAGAGCGUGAAGGUUGCGCAUCCUGCGGGGUUGGAUUCGUUGUUGGAGGAUCGGAAUAAGAGGUUCGGGGUGGAUCAUCGACAGAAGGCGAAGAAAAGGGAGGGUAUUGAGGCGGUUGAGAAGCAUCCUGCUGGAAGGCUCCUGGAUAUCGAAAUCCAACGCGACGGCGAUAUUUCCUGGUUCAAGACGCAGGACAUAUUGGAUGAUGGGAGAAGAGGAAUAUGUGGAGCAAAAAAAUGGAUUUUAAAGGCACGAUAUGGUCACAUGACCAUUCCCGACCGCGGAAUGGUUGAUGCAGCUCGAUCUGGGCAAGACCAAGCUUCCAAUUCACUACACAUGGAGCAAUUAGUCCGGUCGUUAAUAAGGGGUUUCAAUCUGCGUACGGUUGGCCGACUUGCGCUCAAUGGCACCAGCACGUUCUGCGCCUGCGCGCUGAUCUGGGAGCACCUGAUCACCAUCCAGCUCAGCGAGGGCCCGUCGAUGUACCCUACCUUCGAUGUGCGAGGAGACUGGCUCCUGAUAUCGCGCAUGCACCGCAAUGGCAAGGGAAUCGAGGUCGGAGAUGUCGUGCGAUAUGGUCAUCCAAACUUUCAGGGCGUGCAUGUGGCCAAGCGGGUAGUUGGCAUGCCUGGGGAUUUUGUCUGUCAAGAUAAGCCGCUUAGUACGGGUAUUGGCAAGGAAGGGAAUAUGAUUCAGAUCCCCGAAGGUCAUGUCUUUCUGGCCGGCGACAAUCUUCCCUGGUCUAGGGAUUCCAGGAACUACGGUCCAGUGCCCAUGGGUCUCAUUAAUGGGAAGAUAAUUGCCAGGGUAUGGCCUCUGUCGAAGAUGGGGUGGGUGGACAAUCCGUUGCAACCGGCGCAACUGGAGGGCCAGAACAUUUGA
This is a messenger RNA of Penicillium concentricum, 1425 nucleotides long. RefSeq lists its product as uncharacterized. The transcript has 4 exons. Gene Ontology annotation, cellular component: membrane. The record is from RefSeq and is a predicted model, not a curated record. The coding region runs from base 1 to 1425 and encodes 474 amino acids. Lineage: Eukaryota; Fungi; Ascomycota; Eurotiomycetes; Eurotiales; Aspergillaceae. Gene Ontology annotation, molecular function: serine-type endopeptidase activity.